This is a messenger RNA of Cuscuta epithymum, 1546 nucleotides long. The record is from the annotation of a GenBank genome assembly. NCBI's taxonomy places the organism in Eukaryota, Viridiplantae, Streptophyta, Magnoliopsida, Solanales, Convolvulaceae.
AAUGAAUGAAGAUGAGGUGCAAAGAUUGGAUUAUUCAUGAAUAAUCAAAAGGUGGGAUUAUUGAAAGAAGACCGCUAAAAGGUUGGAUUAUUAGUUUCCAUUUUCCCAUUAAUUUAUCUGCAAUGCUUCUUUGUAUUUCUUCUACUUCUGUUCCUCACUCUUCUGACAUUCCUGAAUUAAAAAAAUACGAAGUAUUUGAAUUAUAAAAAUGACGAUGAUUAGUGGUUGUUCAGGGAUCUAGAAUAGUUAAAGAAAUUGUUCAAAAGUUUCAAAACAAUGUAUUGGAACUAGGAAGAUCACCUUGGAUUAAAAAUCCUCCCAUUAAUGUUCCCCACACCGGUGGAAAGAGCAUAAUUUCUCUUAACGGUGCUUUACAAAUAAGCGUAUCCUCCGGAACUAUCGAUCAGUUUCUUAAUUUCUCUCCUACGUCUCUUCCGCAAAACAGUAAUGAAUUUGGAGGCCAUGUUCAUAUAAAUGGUGAGGUCCCUUAUUAAUAUAAAAAGAAAAAAAAAUUAAUAUAAAUACUCAUAGUGAAAUCAAUUGAAUGCUCAUCAAAUAAUGUAAUAAAAAGUUUAAAAUCACUUAAUGUUUGAUUAAAAGCAGCAUAACUCAUCACUCAAUCAAUUUGAGUAAAAUAUGAGCAAAAGUACGGGAAAAAAAUUAUUUUAUUGAUUAGUAUUUUUAAAUAUUGUUACUAUGUGAUACUAAUAUUUUAAAAAAAUUGAGGCCCCAAAAUCGGGAAGCUGUAGAACAUGUUGAACAUGAACGCCGGCUCUGCUCUUCCAUAAGCUUUGGUCGUCCUUCAAUGGUAGGAAAGAAGAGAAUCGAAGUGACAAGCUUGCCCAAAAUGUGUGGGGAUUAUACUUUGGGGUGGGAUGAGAUCAGAUGUGGCUGGUUUGCUGUUGAAAGAGAUGCAGAACGUAAUGAAUGGAAGGAAGUGGAUCCAGACCUGAAGCAGUUGGGUCGUGGUCUGGCAGAUGAGUAUACGGAUCCACCCAAAGGCACUGUUAAAACUAUCGCGAAUGGAUAUGGACAUGUGGUGGACUUCGUGCCGUGUGAGACGGAACAGGAGCCAAGAUUUUUGCUGUUGAGACCUCCAGGCACUUGCAGUAGGCAGAGGAGGACUAAGAGAGAGUUGGAAGCAGAACGCAGAAUGCCUGUGAAGCAGGUCCCUGAUUAUGCGGCCUACGCUCACACAUACAUACCUAGCGCACCAGCUUUUUCACCCACCCAGGGAGCACUUUCACCAGCAUAACAUUCCAGGCUCCCGGUUCCGGUUUCCCUACUAUUUAUCUCUCAUGUUUUCCCACAUUAAGCUAGAUCAAAUAAAUUAAUGUAAUUACUAUACCUGUAUCCCAUCCUUGUGCGUAUUUUCAACUUUCCUCAAAACACAUAUGGCUAGGCUUCUCCUUUUCAAGUUAUUGGUUCAAUUUAUGAGGGAGGCUUGACUAAUGAAUACUUAAUUUAGUGUUAAGUUGGUAGAAUUCAGAUGCUCUGAGAAAAGUUCUAUUGAAUCACAACAAUUCAGAUGCGUAUUUGAAACACA